This is a messenger RNA of Emiliania huxleyi CCMP1516, 2379 nucleotides long. RefSeq lists its product as hypothetical. The transcript has 9 exons. The record is from RefSeq and is a predicted model, not a curated record. Gene Ontology annotation, biological process: proteasome-mediated ubiquitin-dependent protein catabolic process; ubiquitin recycling. Lineage: Eukaryota; Haptophyta; Isochrysidales; Noelaerhabdaceae. Gene Ontology annotation, molecular function: ubiquitin binding. Gene Ontology annotation, cellular component: cytoplasm; nucleus. Bases 1 to 2379 code for a protein of 792 amino acids.
AUGUCAGCCGCAGACCCGAUGCCGACCGAGCCCUUCCAGCUCUCCGCCAUCCUCACCGGCCACGAGCAGGACGUGCGAUCCGUGGGACCGUUCGCCGACGGCCAGGUCAUCACCGGCUCGCGCGACGCGACGGUGCGUGUGUGGAAAGUCGACAGCGAGUCGGCUGACGGAGCCUCUGCCACGUGCACGCACACGCUCAGCGGCCACACGCACUUUGUGGGCGCCGUCGGCAUCACCGCCGCCGGCGAGGCCCUGUCGGGCUCCAACGACAAGCACAUCAUCAUCUGGAACACCGAGGCGGCGGCGCCGGCGCACGUGCUGCAGGGCCACACCGAGCCGGUCACGUGCGUCCGCGUCUCGCCGAGCAGCGGGCAGCUCUUCUCCGCGUCGUGGGACAAGACCGCGCGCGUGUGGGACCUCGGCAGCGCCAGCUGCGUCGCCGUGCUGAAGGGGCACGAGGCGGCGCUCUGGGCGGUGCAGCCGCUUGGCGAGGAGGCUGCAUCCGACCGGUGCCUCACGGGGGGCGGGGACCGGACGAUCAAGCUCUGGGCGGGCGAGACGUGCGAGCGCACGUACGAGGGCCACAGCGACGUCGCGGGCUUCCUGUCGUGCUCGAACGACGCGACGGUGAGGAUGUGGGAGCUGGGCGGCGAGUGCCUGCGCGUGCUGCAGGCGUCGGAGACGUUCCUCUACUCGGUCUCCGUCCUGCCCGGCGGGGAGUGGCUCACUUGCUCCGAGGACCGCACCGUCCGCGUCUGGGCGGGCGGCAGCGACGACUGCGUCCAGUCGAUCACUCACCCGGCGACAGUGGAGGGGAUGGUCGGCGAUCUGGACGUGUCGCAGCUGGCGAGCGAGGAGGCGCUGGCCCAGCCGGGCGAGCGGGAGGGGCAGCACAAGAUCGUCAAGGACGAGGGCGGCACGCCGAUGCUCUACACGUGGUCGAUGGCAAAGGGCACGUGGGAAAAGAUCGGCGAGGUGACGGGCUCGUCGGGCGGCACGUCGCUCGGCAAGCGGAUGCACGGCGGCAAGGAGUACGACUACCUCUUCGACAUCGACAUCAACGGCGUGCCACUGCCCGACCACGACACGUCCACGACACGCAGCAUGCUCAAGUUGCCCUUCAACCGCGGCGACGACCCCUGGUGGGCGGCGCAGCAGUUCCUCUGGAACAACGACAUCGACCAGGCCUUCCUCGACCAGGUCGCAAACUUCGUCAUCACAAACACGCCCGGGAACCAGGUCUCGUCCGGCCCGCGCAACGCCGACCCAUUCACCUCUGGCGGCUCGUACCGGCCCGCCGCCAACGGCGCGGGAUCGAGCGGCGCAAACGGAGGCAACGCCGACCCCUUCACCUCUAGCGGCGCCUACCGGCCCGGCGCGGCCCCCGAGGGCGUGCCCAGCUGUGGCGGGUCGAGCGCGCCGCAGGACCCGUGGAUGCGAGGCGCGUACACCACCGCGCAGGGCGCCGCCGCCGCCGCCGCCGCCGCCGUUACUUCCGCCGCCGCCGCCGCGCCGCCGCCUUCCUACGUCUCGUUCGAGGCUGGCAAGCACGACGCGGCCCUCGCCAAGCUGCUCGAGUUCUCCGCCAAGUUGCGCGACGGCGAGGGGCCCGACCUCGCGCUCGACGAAACCCAGGAGAGCGGCCUCGCCGCGCUCGUCGCCGAGCUGCGCAAGGGCGGCGCCUCCGCCGCCCUCGCCCUCGCGCCCGCCACCCUCGCCACCUUCACCGGCGAGGGCGGCCGGCCCGGCCUGCUCGGCUGGCCCGCGCCGUACCUCUUCCCGGCGCUCGACUUGCUGAGGCUCGCGCUGCUCCGCGCGGCCAGGAGCGGCGUCGACACCCUCGAGCCGCCGAUGGCCCUGCGGCUGACCGCGCUGCUCGCGCCCGGCUCCGCCGCCGCCGCCGAGAAGGCGGCGCCGCUCAUGGCGCUGCGCGGGCUCGCAAACAUGGCUGCCAACCCCGCGCUGCGCCCGCUCGCCGCGCCGCACGCUGGCGCGAUGCUCGAGAGCCUCUCGCCCUUCCUCGGCGGCGAGAGCCCGCCCGCCACCCGCCUCGCCGCGAGCUCGCUCCUCCUCAACGCCUCCUCGCUGCUCAAGGACAAGGCGGCGGCGGCGGCGGACGAGGAGGGCCUCCUGAUGCAGGGCCUCUCGCUUGUCUCGCACGCCCUCGCCACGCCCUCCCUCGAGGAGGAAGCCCUCUUCCGCGUGCUCUGCUCGCUCGGCGCGCUGCUCGAGACGGGCGCCGCCGCCGCAGAGACCGCGAGCUCGCUCGACAUCGAGUCCGCCCUCGACGGCCUCCGCUUGCCCGACGGCGGCGCGCCAAAGGUGCGCCAGAAGCUGGCGGCCGUCCGGGCGGCACUCGCCAAGCGCAGCAAGCAGUGA